UCUGUGCCAGUCAUCUUUUCAUCUGGAUGUGCAGGCCACUUACAAUUAUAAGUAUAAGAUGCCGAUUAGCUGGGCUUUGCUUCUUCUACAGCUACUCUCUAUUACGGCUGACCUGGAUGUGCCCGGAACUACAGAGAGCCCCCUUCGCAUAGUCAAUGGAAUACCCAUUGAUAUAAGCCUUGCACCUUGGCAGGUUUCAAUACAAAUAUUGGGACAUCACAUUUGUGGCGGCAGCAUUUUGAACGCUAAAAUAAUUAUAACUGCCGCGCAUUGUCUAAAUCUCCCUGCAAAUGAGAUGCAAGUACGAGCAGGAUCCACUAUUAGGAGAUCUGGUGGACAGCUCGUUAAUGUUGCUUAUGCCAAAAAGCAUCCGGGGUAUGUAGGCAGCCCAUAUUCAAACGACAUCGGCCUGCUGCUACUGAAAAAGAAACUUAACUUGGGCUACAGCGCAAAUAAGAUUGCCCUUGCGAGCGAUUCUCCCAAUACUGGAACCACCGCCUUUGUUUCAGGCUGGGGUCGUUAUAGAGAGCACAAAAGUGCCUUUACAAUAGGCUUGCAUAUGGCGAUAAUGUCUACGAUCGAUCGCAAGAAAUGCCAAAAGUCCAAAUAUGCUGAACGUAAAAUGAAAAUAGCUAAAGGUAUGAUCUGUGCUGCAAGCGAUGGUAAAGAUGCAUGUCAGGGAGAUUCUGGUGGACCGUUGGUUGCGAGUGGAAAACUUGUGGGUAUUGUUUCUUGGGGCCUGGGAUGUGCAAAAUACGGAUAUCCAGGAGUUUAUACCGACGUUGCUUACUACCGUGACUGGGUACUACAAAACAUGAAUACUAUAGGAGGUUAAACAAAAAUUUGACGAACAAAUGGACAUUUACAAAAAUAAUUAAGAAUUUAAAUAUAAUACUUAUAAUCACGACAUGAUUAACCCGACAUUACUAAGGCAAUGAUGGAAGAUCCACAAUCGUGCAAAAUUCUUUUCUGAAGCUUCCUUUUGCGUUGAAUGUGUGCACUCAGCAGGGGUUUUGGAAAAUUGAACCCCCAAUUAGAGUGACCAAAAGUAUGUAUGAAGCCCAUAAAAAACAACAAAAUAUAAUUAUGCUUUCCAAACUUGACGUCGUGAGCCUGUGUCGUACUAUCAAAGGAGAGUCCCCUGUUUAAAUUCGACGGAAAUUGUCAAUUUUUAUAUUUAAUUUAUUAUUAUUCACAGAAAAAAUAUCAAUAAUUCCAAUAAUAAGCAAAAAAACAGAGUAAAGGGCGAGCGAAUAAUAAUAUUAAACAUU
Molecule: messenger RNA, 1271 nt
Organism: Drosophila montana
Lineage: Eukaryota; Metazoa; Arthropoda; Insecta; Diptera; Drosophilidae
Product: trypsin alpha-like
Exons: 1
Coding region: 59-835 (258 amino acids)
Biological process (GO): proteolysis
Molecular function (GO): serine-type endopeptidase activity
Source: RefSeq, a predicted model, not a curated record